CCCGGCGUGUCACACGAGGCAGGUCUGAGUUCAAAGGUUGAACGCAGUUGCGCUCUCGCGAGCUUCGUUCUCUGUUUUCAUAACAUAACACAUUUUUAGAUUUUACUAGACGUUUUUCGAAAAUAUCCAAGCGCUGCAUAGAAUGCUGGCUACAGGAGCAGCUGUAACCACGGCUCUGGCCCAAGUGGAUAGGGAAAAGAUAUACCAGUGGAUCAACGAGCUGUCCAGCCCAGAGACCCGCGAGAAUGCCCUGCUUGAGCUCAGUAAAAAACGGGAGUCCGUGCCAGAUUUGGCUCCAAUGCUAUGGCACUCAUGUGGAACUAUAGCUGCUCUCCUGCAGGAAAUUGUCAACAUCUACCCCUCAAUAAACCCCCCAACCCUCACCGCUCACCAGUCCAACAGAGUAUGCAACGCAUUAGCACUUCUGCAGUGUGUAGCCUCUCAUCCAGAGACAAGAUCGGCAUUUCUGGCAGCGCACAUUCCUCUAUUCCUGUACCCCUUCUUACACACGGUCAGCAAAACACGACCAUUUGAGUACCUCCGACUCACCAGCCUAGGAGUCAUCGGUGCCUUGGUCAAAACAGAUGAGCAGGAAGUGAUCAACUUCCUGUUGACAACAGAAAUCAUUCCCCUGUGCCUUCGCAUAAUGGAGUCUGGCAGUGAGCUUUCCAAAACGGUAGCAACUUUUAUACUACAGAAAAUACUCCUUGAUGACACAGGGCUGGCAUACAUUUGCCAAACGUAUGAACGCUUCUCCCAUGUGGCCAUGAUACUUGGCAAAAUGGUUCUUCAGCUCUCCAAAGAGCCCUCUGCUCGUCUUUUGAAACAUGUUGUCCGCUGUUACCUACGCCUGUCAGACAACUCCAGCCCCCACACCAGAGCUCGAGAGGCCCUCCGUCAGUGUCUACCAGACCAGCUUAAAGACACCACGUUUGCCCAAGUCCUGAAGGACGAUACCACCACCAAACGCUGGUUGGCACAGCUGGUGAAGAACCUACAAGAAGGCCAAGUCACAGACCCCAGAGGCAUCCCUCUGCCCACACAGUAGCUCCCCUUACCUUUUCAGCAGGGUUGCACAAUUAUGGUAACUGUCCCAUGAUUCCCACGUUUACCUAGACUUUCCUAGGAAUUUUCCAAAUUAGAUUUAUUUCAAACUUGGGAAUUUUGCCAAAGUUACUGGAAUUUUGCAACCCUACGUACCAUGCAGCUGCACUGAGUGACACCCACCAGCAAGGACCCAGCUUCCAGAAACAGGAAAAAGCCACCAGUUUGAAUGACGAACGGACUCAUAAAGGGGCACUUAUUUUGUGAAGAAAGACUGUAUUGAAUGAAAGCUCUACACUCAGCUGUUUUCUUACAGUAUCUUGCAUUCGGAUCAAACUGCCUGCCCGAUCUCCAGAAGUGUAUGAAUGCGUUUUCACUUGGUCUCAAACUAUUAGUUAUAUAUAUUUUUUUUCUCAAGGACAUUUGGAGUCUUCACUUCACUAAGUGUUCUGAAAUUGAAGUAGACGGCACAAUAAAAUGUUACACCUUGA
Oncorhynchus gorbuscha (pink salmon) is the source of this 1535-nucleotide messenger RNA. RefSeq names its product CCR4-NOT transcription complex subunit 9. The record is from RefSeq and is a predicted model, not a curated record. Gene Ontology annotation, cellular component: CCR4-NOT complex; CCR4-NOT core complex; P-body. The transcript has 8 exons. Gene Ontology annotation, biological process: mRNA catabolic process; negative regulation of translation. NCBI's taxonomy places the organism in Eukaryota, Metazoa, Chordata, Actinopteri, Salmoniformes, Salmonidae. The coding region runs from base 143 to 1048 and encodes 301 amino acids.